Messenger RNA from Sinocyclocheilus rhinocerous, 863 nucleotides. RefSeq names its product antizyme inhibitor 1-like. The transcript is spliced from 5 exons. Gene Ontology annotation, molecular function: ornithine decarboxylase activity; ornithine decarboxylase activator activity. The annotation marks the transcript as partial. NCBI's taxonomy places the organism in Eukaryota, Metazoa, Chordata, Actinopteri, Cypriniformes, Cyprinidae. Gene Ontology annotation, biological process: positive regulation of polyamine transmembrane transport; negative regulation of protein catabolic process. The record is from RefSeq and is a predicted model, not a curated record. Gene Ontology annotation, cellular component: cytoplasm.
AUGCAGCUUCUGUGCUGCUUCUAUAAUGGAAAAAUUGGUUUUGUUGAUAUUGAUUUCUUUUGUUUGGUAACAGUCUAUAGCUUAGACUUCUUAUUCUAUUUGAAUAAAUGUAAAAAUUUGACACAAAAGAUGAUGCAUAGAUCUAAUAAGGAUAGAAAAUGCCCUUAUAAUGGUAAAAUUGCCUCUGAAAAUCAGUUUAAGGGCAAAUAUAUUUCUAUGUCAUGCAUUAGAUAUUAAAGCUAGUGGGUAAACAAUUAAUGAUUGAGCUUUUCUCAGAACUAACAUCAUUUUUUUAAUGAUUCAUGCACAGUUACGCCAAGGACAUUUAUGCAGGAAGUGAAUGAGUUUUAAUUUCAUGCUUUGCUCACAGAUUCAACAUUCCCAGUUGUUGUCAGGAUGCACAAGCGUUCUCUCGUGCUGUUUCUGAUGCCCGCUGUGUCUUUGAUAUGGCGGAGGAGCUCGGCUUUGAGAUGAGUAUUCUGGACGUCGGAGGUGGCUUUGAUGGAAGUGAGGCGCAGUUAGACGAGGUCAACCAGACGCUGAAACCCAUGCUGGACAUGUAUUUCCCUCUUUCGACCGGAUUGACGAUCAUCGCUGAACCCGGAGCUUAUUAUGUGUCAUCUGCCUUCACGCUGGCCGUGAAUAUAAUCGCCAAGAAAACAGUGGCUCGUGAUUUCAGUGGUCAACCACACAAUGCACUGUCUGCAAACGAUGAGCCUGAGUUUCUCUACUACAUGAACGAUGGGGUUUAUGGGUCUUUUGCCAGUAAGCUGCUGUGUGAAGAUUCAAUAUCGAUGCCUUUGGCACACAAGGAGGUGAGUGCAGAAGAGCCGCUGUUCUCCAGCAGUCUGUGGGGUCCGUCU